Oryza sativa Japonica Group (Japanese rice) is the source of this 1981-nucleotide messenger RNA. The record is from RefSeq and is a predicted model, not a curated record. NCBI's taxonomy places the organism in Eukaryota, Viridiplantae, Streptophyta, Magnoliopsida, Poales, Poaceae.
AGAGCUUUAACCCCCUCCUCUCUGCCUUUUCCCACGAGUGGAGUGAAGCGGAGGAGAAGGAAGCAUCGCAUCCGCCUCCGAUCCGGCGAUGGCGAGGGCGCCGCCGCCGCUGUCGUCGUUGCCGCCGCCGCCGCGCCGGCCCACGGUGGUGCUGCUUCUGGGGCUGGCCCUCGCCUUCUGCCUCGCCGUCCUCUCCAUCCAGUCCUCAUUCUUCACCGCUCCGAGGCUGGCGAGUAGGCUGGAUCUGGACUCCGACGAGGUCCGCGCGCUCUCGGGCUUCCAGUCCCGCGUCCAGCAGUGCGUGGCAAGAAGGGGACUUGGCCUCACAGCAGAUAUUAUUGAUCAUUGCAAGCUAGUCCUUAGAUUUCCUAAAGGAACCAACAGCACUUGGUACAACACUCAGUUCAAAUAUUUUGAACCACUAGAAUACAACUAUGAUGUCUGUGAAACUAUCCUUCUGUGGGAACAGUACCGUAACAUGACGACUGUGUUGACAAGGGAGUACUUAGAUGUGCGACCUGAUGGGUGGUUGGAUUAUGCAGCCAAAAGGAUUGCACAGCUCGGUGCUGACAAAUGCUACAAUCGUACUUUGUGCGAAGAGCUUCUUAGUGUUUUACUCCCUGCUAAGCCUCCUUUUCAUCCUCGCCAGUUUGCAACAUGUGCUGUUGUUGGUAACUCAGGGGAUCUCUUGAAAACAGAGUUUGGACAAGAGAUUGAUGCACAUGAUGCUGUGUUCCGAGAUAAUGAAGCACCUGUUAAUAAGAAGUAUGCAAAAUAUGUUGGGUUGAAAAGGGACUUUCGACUGGUUGUCAGGGGUGCUGCUCGAAACAUGGCGCCAAUACUAAAGGGCUCCUCUGAUGAGGUUCUUAUUAUAAAAAGUUUGACGCACAAAGAAAUCAAUGCGGUGAUAAAGGAACUUCCAAACCCAGUUUAUCUUUUUCAAGGCAUAGUCUUGAGAAGAGGUGCUAAAGGGACUGGUAUGAAGUCAAUAGAAUUGGCCCUUUCCAUGUGUGAUAUUAUCGACAUGUAUGGAUUCACAGUUGACCCUAACUACACAGAAUGGACAAGGUACUUCUCACCCCCAAGGAAAGGACACAAUCCACUGCAAGGGCGGGCUUAUUAUCAACUUCUGGAGUGCCUUGGAGUAAUUCGAAUCCAUUCCCCCAUGAGAGCAAAGAGGGUAGAAGAUUGGUCGGAUAUACCUAGCAGGGAAGAGAUCAGAACAGCGCAUGCUGCGGCUUUUCGUUUAAAAAGGCAUGAAACUGGUCAAUCUGAUCAAAUGGGGCCAUUUAGCAACUGCAAGGUAUGGGGAACAGUUGACCCAGAUUACGGACCUGUAUCAGGAACUCCAGACAUGAGCGAAACACGAAAGAGCUCAAACUACAAGAAGUGGGAGGUACUCCCAUUCGACAGCUUACGAAUGGAGGCUCAGGAACACCAUGUCCAGAUGGGCGGCGUAUCUCUGUACAAGAUGGAUGGAAACAAGCUAGAUGAUCUUGUUUGUGUGAGACAUGAACGUUCAUCUAGUUAAGUCAGCACUUAAUCUUUGCCUGGAGAUGGCAUCUUGACCCUGUGGUAAUCUUCAGAGGCAUAUCUACUUGUCAGUUGUAAGAUCACAAGAGGCAAAGGAUUGAGGCUAUUCUUUAGGGUUUCUCAUUCCCCUGACAGAAAAUAUUCUUUUAUUGGUUUCUUAGCGACUUUGUAGGGAUAUUUGCUUAAUCAGUCGGAAGAAUGUUCCGCUAUGGGUACAGCUGUAACGAUUUUGGUGCCACUUGCAACAUGUACUAGCCAUCACGCAAUUCUGAACUGCAGUUUUGUUGUUGAGCUAGUAACCUACACCCUGAAUUGUAGUACUAUAGUUUUUGUUGUUGACACAUGUUUUCAUUUCACAAUGCCAUAUAAGUGAAAGUCAUGUUUGUUUUGUUAUUGACAAAUAUAUUUCACAAUACGGCAUUUAACGAUGCCAUAUGUUGCUGAGCUA